This is a messenger RNA of Lolium rigidum, 1696 nucleotides long. Its product is annotated as protein WHAT'S THIS FACTOR 9, mitochondrial-like. Gene Ontology annotation, molecular function: RNA binding. NCBI's taxonomy places the organism in Eukaryota, Viridiplantae, Streptophyta, Magnoliopsida, Poales, Poaceae. Bases 1 to 1242 code for a protein of 413 amino acids. The transcript has a single exon. The record is from RefSeq and is a predicted model, not a curated record.
AUGCCUCUUCUGCCUCGGCGGCCGGUGGCGGCGCUGUACGUGCCGGCGAGGGGCCUCCUGGAGGCCCGCGUGCCCUGGGGCCGGGACCGCGCGCUGGACCACGUCGUGGAGCGGGAGCGCCACCUCGUGCCCUUCCUCCUCACCAAGGACGCGCUCCUCACGGCGGCCCCGCCGCCGCACGCCGUGCCGCUGCACGCGCUGCCCUCCUCCAUCCCCUUCCCGUUCCGCCCGCUCCGCUUCCUCCGCCUCUACGGCUCCGCCUUCGCGCUCUCCGACCACCCCGUCGCCGUCUCCCCCACGCACCGCCUCAGCGCGCUCCACCUCGACGAGGCGCAGGCCGCCGACGCCACCCGCGCCGACGCCGCCGACCGCCUGCUGCGCCUCCUCAUGCUCGCGCCCGCCCGCGCGCUCCCGCUCCACCUCCUCGCCCGCCUCCGCCUCGACCUCGGCCUCCCCGCCGACUUCCCCCGCUCGCUCCUCCCGCACUACCCGGACUACUUCGCGCUCUCCGCCGACGGCCGCCUCCUCGAGCUCGUCUGCUACCGGAAGGACCUCGCCGUCUCCGACGUGCAGUCCUACGCCCAGCGGACCGGCGGCUACAAGGUCGGCGACCCCAUUGCCUUCCACCUCUCCUUCCCCCGCGGGUUUGAGCUCCACAAGAACGUCCGCAAGUGGCUGGACGAAUGGCAGAAGCUCCCCUACAUCUCGCCGUACGAAGACGGAACUCACCUGGGUCCGAGGAGCGACAUCACGGAGAAGAGGACCGUGGCGGUGCUCCAUGAGGCCCUCAGCCUCACCAUCGGCAAAAAGAUGGAGAAGGAGGUUUUGGUCAAGCUUGGGGAGGCUCUACGGCUGCCGCCGGGGUUCAGGAAGGUGCUCGCCAAGCACCCAGGGAUUUUCUACCUGUCGCAUAAGCUGAGGACACAAACCGUGGUGCUCCGCGAAGCCUACCGGAGGCAUAUGUUGGUGGUCAAGCACCCGAUGAUGGGGAUAAGGUAUCAGUACCUGCAUUUGAUGCAUAUGGGGAAGGAGGAGGCUGGGAAAGCCAAGGGAAAGGAAAGGAAGACGGUGCGUGGCGAGCAGAUGAUGGGAGAUGAGUAUGGUGUGGAUGAGGAGAAUGGGGAAGAGGAGUACGACGAUGAAGAGGAUGAGGAAGAUGAGGGCGAUGACAUAGAAGCUGGUGUUGCCUCAGAGGAUGAGGAUAGCGAUGAUGAGGAUACAGAGAACACUGCAGAGGGAUAAGCUGGAGAACUGCAGUCAGAGACAUCAGGAAGAAUAUAGUCCGUAAACUGAAAAUAAAGCCUGCAUCGUAGCUGUUCUUCUAAUGCCUUUGUCGCCUUGUUUUGAGUUAUGACUGAAACUAGAGUCUGCAUCAUAGCUGUCCAUAAACUGGAGAGCGGUAGUCGUAGACAUGAGGAAGAAUACAGUCCGCAAACUGAAAGUAGAGUCUGCAUCAUAGCUGUUCUUCUAAUGACAAUGUCACUGUGCUUUGAAUUACAUGAGUUCGGAGAAACAACUCAGCAACAGAAUGUACAAUCAGAACUUUUAUAGCAGGUAUAAACCUACUAGAAGAUGGAGCUUAUUUUUGUUUUUCUUGUUUGUGAAGUAGCCGGUGAUCGUUAAGUAAAAUCAUUCUUAUUGUACCCUGGCGCCUUCACCUGAAUUAUUAAUAUAUAUCUUAGAUUUUCGGAGUAUA